UAAGUAUGGAUGGAAUGUAGUGUGCUUGUAUGUGCUGGAGAGAGAGAGAGAGAGAGAGAGAGAGAGAGAGAGAGAGAGAGAGAGAGAGAGAGAGAGAGAAAAUGGAUGUUUAUGUACAUGGUGAGGACAACCUCCCCUAAAAACACAAUCUUCUAAUUAACAGGAACAUCAAAGACUUAAUGAAAAUUUUCAGUCCCUGAUGAAGCAGAAGGAGCUGCUCACCCGGCAAAGGGACUUGGCAGUAAAGCUGCAGCAUCACUUCACUGUGUCCCAGAUGAGGUUUGAAAACCUCCAGCAGGAACUGGAGCAGACCACAGCCCAGGAAGAGAACCUCAUGCAGAAGGAGCUGCUGGUGAAGAAACACUAUGUUCCAGCACCUCUCCAGAAAACUGAGAAGGCUGGAAGAAGCCAGAGACACCUUGAAGGCAUGAUAUUCUACACUCCAGGUUCACGGCCUCCUCAGAAAAUGCCACCUCUUCAGCUGUGAACUCACUAGUGAGGCAAAUAUCAACCUAUCAUCAGUCAAUCCAGUCACAAUCUGAUCCACAUCUGUGGCUCACUAUUCCCAGAGAAAAGAUUGUAUCACAAAUAGUCUGAGAUUCAGAGAACACAACACAAAUUACUAAGAACCCUGACAUCCAUCAGCACGUGGUCCCAGUGAGGGGCAAAACAAAAUGAAGAGGACAUGUGGGUGAGCAAGAGUUCUUCUGUCAGCUUCCUAUCAAGGGCUUUGACAAGCUGACUCCAUAUGUGAUGGGCAAUCUGACAAGGAAGACUGUGUUAACAUCACUUUGUCGUCCAGACAGACCACAACCAAAAGCAUAAGAUUCUCUCCAGUACAGUGCUAAAGCUGACUUGUGCAAGCUGACUUGAAGCCAUGUCAUGUGCAAGUUUUGCUGAAGAUAAUUCACUGCAGAGAAUAAGCUAGUUCCUCACCUCAUUUGCUCUCCCCUAAUGAAAUACCAAGUGAUCCUGAAAUUUGCUUAAUGUUUUUGUUUAUAUGUUGGGAUAUUUAUGCUUUGGAUUUUGGUUUUCUUCAUUUUGGUUUAAGGUUUUGUUAAUUUUUGUCAUUUCUUAUAUUCUUGUCAUUGUUUUAAUAGUUUGCUAAGGCGUUACUUUAUAUAUAAGGACUGCUGUUUUGAAAGCCCCCAUUGAGUAAAAUGAAUGUAUUUUUAUGAGUAAAAUGCAAUUUCAAACUUCA
This is a messenger RNA of Peromyscus maniculatus bairdii (prairie deer mouse), 1201 nucleotides long. Lineage: Eukaryota; Metazoa; Chordata; Mammalia; Rodentia; Cricetidae. The record is from RefSeq and is a predicted model, not a curated record.